AUGUCACAACAAUAUUAUCAUCAUAUGCCAGAACCAAUACAUUACCCUCCUCCUCCAACUCAACCUAAUUCGAUCUAUCCAUACACGCAUACUGGUUCAGGAAAAACAUCAACCUACUAUGAUGAUAGUGAAAGACCACCAUAUGAACCUCAAAAUACAUCUUACAUGCCACCACAAGUUAGUUAUCCCCCACCUCCAAGUUUUGAACAAGCUGUGAAUAGUGGUAGCGAUGACGCUCAUAUAAAAUUUAAUCCAAAGCCAAAAUAUCAAGAUUUAUUCUGGUAUCCAACUGCGUGUAAGCAAACACACAGAACGCCAUCAUCAAAUCCAAAUUGUCAAAACGGUCAAUUUAUAGCCAUUGUCGUAUUCUUAUUAUUUACAUACUACUGGGUGUCUCAAGUUAUUCAAACUUUUAUUCAUGUCACAACUUCUGGCGUAUUUGCUUCCUACUAUUUUCUUGAGGGAACUCCUCAAGGCGUUCCAUCUUCACCUACCUUGAAAAGUGCAAAAAGGGCAGCGACUACUAGCUUUGGGAGUAUUUGCUUUGGAAGUUUGUUAGUUGCCAUAUUACAAGUUAUUCGUGAACUUUUGAGAUCUCUGGCUCAGGACACCGAUAAUCCAUUAGGCGCGUUCUGUGUCGCUUGUGCAGCCGUAUUAGUUGGUUGUGUCGAUGCGUUAUUAGAAUUUUUCAAUUUUUACGCAUAUACGCAAGUGGCGAUUUACGGAAAGUCAUUCUGUGAUUCGGCAAAGGAUACUUGGACUAUGAUUCAGGAUCGCGGCGUUGAGGCCAUUAUUAACGAUAACCUUAUCGGCACUGUAAUUAUAAUGGGUUCAUUUCUAGUUGGAAUGGUCGCCGCUCUAUUUGGAUAUCUUUACACGAUCAUCUUUCAUCCCAAUUUCAAUGUCGGCGGAGGAUUUACUCCACUUAUAGUAUUUCUGUCAUUCAUUAUUGGAUUCCAAAUGCUAUCAAUUAUAGGAUCAGUGAUUUUUAGUGGAUCUGCUACAACAUUCGUCUGUUUAGCCGAGAAUCCGGAUGCGUUAGCCAGAAUCAAGCCCGAUUUAUAUAAUGCGAUUAUUAGGACCUAUCCGGCUUUUGCUCAAGGAAUUCGAUUUUUUUCGGGCCUUCGUGAUUGUCUUAAACGAUGA
This is a messenger RNA of Racocetra persica, 1146 nucleotides long. The record is from the annotation of a GenBank genome assembly. Lineage: Eukaryota; Fungi; Glomeromycota; Glomeromycetes; Diversisporales; Gigasporaceae.